Messenger RNA from Morus notabilis, 1078 nucleotides. RefSeq names its product probable pectinesterase/pectinesterase inhibitor 60. The record is from RefSeq and is a predicted model, not a curated record. The transcript is spliced from 2 exons. The annotation marks the transcript as partial. Lineage: Eukaryota; Viridiplantae; Streptophyta; Magnoliopsida; Rosales; Moraceae. Gene Ontology annotation, molecular function: pectinesterase inhibitor activity; pectinesterase activity. Gene Ontology annotation, biological process: cell wall modification.
UUCCAAUAUUCAUUUCCUUCAGGUCAUAUUAUAGUUAUACCCCCUUAUAAGAUAUGGUCACCCUUAUGAAUCAUUCACAAAUAUGGCCAUGAAAAAUAUCUAUUUAUUUGUGGCAACAUUCCUAGUACUAUUCAUUCUCUCUUUGAUCACCCCAACGGCCCUAUCAAUAAGUCAUCAUCACCGUCAUCAUGAUCAUCACCAUCGCCACCAUGACCACACCAUUAGCCGGUGGUGCAGCCAAACUCCACACCCCGGGCCAUGCAACUACUACAUAUCCCGCCGGUUCGCGGCGGCGCCGAGACGGCGAUUGGAAUUCCGAAAAAUGCUGAUCCAAGUGGCCAUGGAGAGAGCGCUAGAAGCCAGAGGACACGCGUCACAAUUGGAGUCUAGCUGCGAGAACAAGCCCCACGAGAAAGCUGCAUGGAGGGACUGCUUGAAGCUCUACGACGGCACCGUCCUCCAACUCAACCGGACGCUCUCCGGCCUCGGCGGGCCCCACAAGAGAUCGUGCACGGACUUCGAUGCCCAGACAUGGCUCAGCACCGCCCUCACCAACAUAGACACGUGUCAAACGGGGUCUUCGGAGCUCAAUGUUUCGGAGUUCAUAACGCCCGUUGCUUGCGGUUACAAUGUGUCCGAGCUCCUCUGCAACAGCUUGGCUGUAAACGCAAAGCUCUUGGAAAACCAAGAAGCUAUUAAUUAUAAUGAAACUGAUCACGAUCGUGAUUUUCCAAGUUGGGUUUCGAACAGGGAACGGCGGAUGUUGGAGUCGCCGGGGAUAAAAGCGAACCUCGUGGUGGCGAAAGACGGUUCGGGGCAUUUCCGGUCGGUCCAAGAGGCGAUAAACAGGGCGGCGAGGAGGAGAAUCCAUAGCAGAUUUGUGAUUCACGUUAAGAGAGGUGUUUAUAGGGAGAAUAUUGAGGUUGGAGUUGGUAAUAGAAAUAUCAUGCUCGUCGGCGAUGGCUUGAGAUACACGAUCAUCACCAGCGGUCGGAGUGUCAAGGCAGGUUACACCACAUACAGCUCUGCAACCGCCGGCAUAGACGGGCUUCGUUUCAUUGCUCGUGGCAUCACAUUC